Myotis daubentonii (Daubenton's bat) is the source of this 2319-nucleotide messenger RNA. RefSeq names its product DEPP autophagy regulator 1 (gene DEPP1). Lineage: Eukaryota; Metazoa; Chordata; Mammalia; Chiroptera; Vespertilionidae. Gene Ontology annotation, biological process: regulation of autophagy. The record is from RefSeq and is a predicted model, not a curated record. Gene Ontology annotation, cellular component: mitochondrion.
UGGUGGGCGCUGGGCCAGGCCCGCCCCCGAGCUGUUUUCCUGAGAGCCUCCCUGACGGCUAUUUUGGGCCUCGUGACAGUAGCUGACUAGUGGGAAGGUAUAAAAGCCCCGGUGGGGCCUCUGGGUUUGCCAGUCAGUCGGGGAGGGUUCUGCUCUGGACAGUGGCACAUCGGACAGAGGGUGGCACACUGUCCUUACCCUCAUCCCGACCGUCUGUCACCGGACACAGGGCUCCGACCGCUGGGCCCGCAUCCGCUGCCCCCAACUUCGUGGGGCUUCCCGAGCCCGGCACUGCUCCUGCGCAUCCCUGCUAUCCCCAGGGCCCCUCGGCCACAGGUGGCUGCUUCCCAGCCGUCGGCAGCCAUGAGGUCCCGGCUUCUGCUUUCUGUGGCCCGUCUGCCCACAAUCCGGGAGAGCUGGGAGGAGGUGCUGCCUGGGGGGCCCAGGCAGGACCCCCUGGCUUCCCCGAGCCUGGAUGACUACCGGAGGUCCAUUUGUCAGCUGGCGCAGCCCACCUCAGCGCUGACCGAGGCUGCAGCCAGGGCCCGGCCCAGCAGACGCCCCUGGCAAGCCCGGGCUGGCGAGCAGAGCGGCUCCCCCGGGUCCCUCCAGGACUUCACCACUCACUUCAGCGGCCUGCAGCCCCCAAACACUGCUGGCCCCCGGGGCUGGCUCUCCGGGCAGUCCCAGGAAAAGCAGCCACGAUGCAGGGACCUGCCAAGGAGGACGGCUCCCUCUGCGGACCCCUGGGGUCCUCACAGAGAGAUGGAGAGCAGCAAGGCUGUGGGGUGCCCCAGAGGGGAGCUCUAUGAUGCCAGGGCACCGGGGCGCUGUCCGGUGGGACCGUCAAGGGACUGGCACCAGGGCUCCCGCGCUUCCCGGCAACCCAUCCGGGCCGCAGCCUCCCCGCCAAGCUCGCGCCCCAGCAGCAUUCUCAGGACUCUCUAUUUGCACCUCCCGGUGAUCCAUGAACUCUGACCCCUCCCCAGUAAAGGCUUCUGUACAGAGCAAGCUGGCCGCGUCACCUCUCCACUUUGCCCGCCCCGCGGUGGGCACUGCCCCUGGCAGGCCUCGGAGGGAAUGAGGCUCUGAGGGCUGCCUGCUCUGGGGCCCUACACAUGUCAUGGGGCACAUGUUGAGCCCAUACACGUAGCUGCUGCCUGUGUGGGAAACAGGUUGGGGGCGAGGAGAAGCGAGAUCUCACCCCCCAGUGGUUCCUGAGCGAGGCCCUGGGCGCUCCCAAGUCAGCUCCUUGGCCCAGCUUCAGAGCCCAGGUUCCAUGAGCCCCAAGGAAAAACGUGUCUCAGCAAGUAGCCCCACUGUUUCAGGGGCGCUGUCACGGCGGCAUUGGGGGUACCUCAGUGGCUCCAGCUCACAAGUCCUGUUGUAUUAUCAGGAGAGCUUUCCCCAGACUGAGGGCCAGGACAGAACCUGCACCAGCUCAGCCUGGGAUGCCAGGUAACUGCACCAGCUGAUCCUGCCCCCACCCAUCCCUACCCCUGCCUGCCUCCACCCAGGGGACCUCAACUGUGGGGGGUGAAGUGCAGGGUGUUGUCUGGCUACCCUGUUCUCAGACAAGUCCAGGGGGCAGGGCUCACUCCUCAUAUCCUCAGGCCCAGGUCAGCCUGGCCAUUCCUGGGGCCCCAGAGACAGGCAAAACCCCGUUUCCUCGAGGCAUCGGGCAAGCAAGGUGAGGUGAAGACUAGGGGAGAGGAAGGAUUUCCCUCUCAGAGAGGCAGGUGAGGCAAAAGGAUCAGGCCUGAGAAACGGCCACCUGCUCCCUGGGCUGGCAGCGCUGGCUGGCCGGGCAGGGGCGGGGGCAGAGAGGAGAGAAGGACGAGCCCUCAGCCUGCUUCACCUCCCCCACCUCCUCGCUCUGUGGACCAUCACACGUUCUUUUCUUUCUUUCUUUAAAAACAAUUUGUUGUUGUUGUUAAUCCUCACCCGAGGAUAUUUUCCCACUGAUUUUUAGGGAGCGUGGAAGAGAGAGGGAAGACAGAGAGAAGCAUCGAUGUGUGAGAAACACAUUGAUUGGUUGCCUCCUGCAGGAGCCCUGACCAGGGCCCAGGCCUGGGAGGAGCCUGCAACGAGGCCCGAGAGCGGCCUCGAACCCGGGACCCUUUGGUCCACAGGGCGAGGCUCUAUCCACUGAGCUAAGCCAGCUGGGGCUCUUCCCUUUUUUAAAGCUCCUUUUAAAUUGGUUUGGACUUUUAAAUUUUUUUGUCUUCUUUUAUGCGUUCUGUGGGGCGGCAGAAUGUAAACCAUACAUUCAAAAGAGGAAGUUUCAGACCAGCAAUUUCUCAGGUUCCCCAUCUUUUC